This is a messenger RNA of Fusarium keratoplasticum, 819 nucleotides long. RefSeq lists its product as uncharacterized. The coding region runs from base 1 to 819 and encodes 272 amino acids. The transcript has a single exon. The record is from RefSeq and is a predicted model, not a curated record. Lineage: Eukaryota; Fungi; Ascomycota; Sordariomycetes; Hypocreales; Nectriaceae.
AUGGUGCAGGUCAACACCCCGUCCGCCGUCGAGGAACCCCUCACGAUGAAGCACUUCGAACCCCAGAUCGGCAUGAUGGCCCCUCGACCCAGCGCCCAGAACUGGCGCCGUGAAUGCGUCAAAAAAGUUCUCAAAGCCUACAAAAACAUCAAAUCCUCCAUGUCUCCCUCAACCCGACAGGAACUCUACACCUACAUUCGCCGCGGCGAAUGGAUCAGAAGCGCCCGCAACCCGUCCAACUACGCCCUGUUCCGCAGCCUCAAAGGCCUGAUACCUACCCGCGGACACGGGCGGUUGUAUUAUCCUCACCUUUUUGUCUGUCAUGCCAUCUGGGGGCCCGAGGAUUGGGUUGUCAGACUUCUCUAUGAGUUCUCUGCUCACUGGGGUGUCCUCUUCAAUAUGGACAAGCUCACGUACCCCAAGAUCGACGAUCCUAACAAGGAGUAUCUCCUCUUCCUCGGCAAGACCCCCGUCAAGUCUGAAGGUGGGAACCAGGCGUCCAUGUCUCGCAACACCCAUGCCAUGGACUCGGCUCCACGACAUGAUCGAGGUCCCCUCCCAUUGAGACCCUCUGGAGGCGCAGGUGCUCCCGCUGGCAAACAACCUUCGAAGCCGGCCCAGAACGCCCAGGCAACUGGCCAAGUCGCCAAACCAGCUCCACCGCAAAAGAACGAGGAUGAAAUCAAACAAGAGGCCAGCCGCGUCGAUGCCGCCAACCUGCCCAGUGUUGUCCAAGACGCAGUCAGACCCGACAGCGUCAACACAAACCAGGCGCACGCCCAGGCCCAACCGUGCCAAGCAAUGCAGGGAACUGCUUGA